AUUAGAUGGGUUCUGGGCCACUUAGGCAUCCACAGAAAUGAAGAGGUUGACAAACACACCAAGUUAGCAGUGGAGAGCAGACAGCACAGCAGCCCCCCCAAGAAGCUCCCAAAGUACCUUCACCGUAGUGUCCUUCCUCUGAGCAUCUUGGUGCUCAAGGAAGUCCAUCACAAAGAAACGCAGUCCUGUUGGGAAUGCCACUGGUGCAAGUCACCAAGAUACAAUUGUAUGCAUCAAAUCAACCCCAAACUAAUGCAGCACUCCUUUAUCAAGCUC
Suillus subaureus is the source of this 276-nucleotide messenger RNA. RefSeq lists its product as uncharacterized. The record is from RefSeq and is a predicted model, not a curated record. NCBI's taxonomy places the organism in Eukaryota, Fungi, Basidiomycota, Agaricomycetes, Boletales, Suillaceae. The transcript has a single exon. The annotation marks the transcript as partial.